This is a messenger RNA of Penicillium diatomitis, 1614 nucleotides long. Its product is annotated as FMN-dependent alpha-hydroxy acid dehydrogenase family protein. The transcript is spliced from 3 exons. Gene Ontology annotation, molecular function: heme binding; oxidoreductase activity. Bases 1 to 1614 code for a protein of 537 amino acids. Lineage: Eukaryota; Fungi; Ascomycota; Eurotiomycetes; Eurotiales; Aspergillaceae. The record is from RefSeq and is a predicted model, not a curated record.
AUGAGCAGGAUCUUUGACGUGGCAGAAGGUAACGUUACCUCUUAUCCAAGAAAGAAUGCAUCACUUGAUGUUAACAUUCAGAUUGGUGUUUUAGUGGCCAAACACAACAACUAUCGCAGUUGCUGGGUUGUUCUGUACGGAAAGGUUUAUGAUUUUAUUUCCAUUUCAAAGGUUACCGACUUCAUCUCAAGUCACCCAGGAGGUGCGAACGUGAUUCUCAAGUGGGCGGGCAAAGACGCAACGGAGGAAUUCGACCCAGUCCAUCCAUCAGGCACGCUGGAGGACAAUCUGAGACCCGAAGCUCUGCUGGGAUCAAUUGAUCCUGCUAGAGUGGUGAAAUCGGACCCGCGGUCUGAUUCUUCUGUACAGAUCGAGCAGGAUCCACCCCUGCAAAGCCUUCUCAAUAUGGACGACUUCGAGCAGCUUGCCACGAAGAAAUUGAGUAAGAAGGCGUGGGCCUACUACUACUCAGCUGCCGAUGACAAGAUUAGCAAAAGCCUCAAUACUCAGGCGUUCAGGUCAAUUCUUUUGCGACCAAGAGUCUUCAUCGAUUGUACUGAAUGCAAUUUAGAGACUCGAUUAUUGGGUAAUCAAGUAUCACUGCCCAUCUACGUCUCGCCCGCCGCGCAAGCCCGGUUGGGACAUUCCUCAGGAGAGGCUGGGAUUGCCGAGGCCUGUAGGAGUCUUGGUGCUCUGCAGAUCAUCUCCAACAGUGCUUCAAUGACACCAGAACAGAUUGUGGCGAAUGCCUCACGGGAGCAAACAUUCGGGUGGCAGCUGUAUAUCCAAGAUGACCGAGCGAAAAGUGAGAGAAUGGUCGCUCGCGUGAACAAGUUGAACGCCAUCAAGUUCAUUGUCCUGACUCUUGAUUCAACCGUCAUGGGCAAACGCGAGGACGACCAGCGCUUUGGCAAUGUCAUUGACGAGAUUACCGAGGUGUCAUACUCCAAGGGCUCCAAGGAAAGCAUAGAGAAAAAAGCCUUUGCGGGAAUGGACCCGUCCAUCACUUGGACCGAGACCCUUGCCUGGUUGCAAACACGCACUCAUCUGCCGAUUGUACUCAAGGGUAUCCAGACACACGAAGACGCGUACAUCGCAAGUUUGCACCGAUUGCAGGUGAAAGGGAUCAUUCUCUCCAACCACGGAGGAAGAUCACUUGACACUGCUCCGCCUGCUGUGCACACUUUGUUCGAGAUGCGAAAGUACUGUCCCGAGGUCUUCGACAAAUUGGAGGUCUGGGUCGAUGGAGGCGUCAGAAGGGGGACAGAUGUGGUCAAGGCACUAUGCCUGGGUGCUAGAGGCGUCGGUAUCGGUCGGCCGCCUCUGUGGGGACUGGCGGCUGGAGGUGUUGAGGGUGUGAAGAGGACAUUGCAGAUUCUCGCCGAUGAGACGAAGACUUGUAUGCGGCUACUUGGGGUGCAAAGAGUCGAUCAAUUGGGAAUGCAUCACGUAAGUAAAAGCAGACACAGUGAAUUGGAGCACGCGGUUCUUUGCCGUCUUUCACUAAGAGAAGAAACUUCAACGCAGAUCAAUACACGACUUUUAGAGCAACAGGUAUAUGAUGGGCCCUCUGGACUGGGACAAUGCAGGGCACAGUUCUCCUCCAAGUUGUAG